AUGCCUACGGAUCCGAGCUCAAAUUCUGCUUCAAAGGCAAGUCUGACGCCUUCGAGCAUCAACAGCAACAUUUCAGAAGUACAGCCAACAACGGGCCUCAACACAAUCAAUGCUGCCGCAGGAGUCAAAGUGAAGGAGACUGAGAACCUGAGAGCAAACUUCACCGCAAAAUCCAGUCUGACAGCAGGCUCAGACAUCACUUGCACCCCCCAAUCGUCCCCUUUAUUGUCCUCUACGCCUCCUACAGUUAGCAAGAGUCUGAUCAAGGCCUAUCCAUAUUUGAUAGCUCUUAACAAGAUUUUGGGCAUCCUCACAUGGACGGAUGACACUUCUUACAUAUCCGUGCUCUUGGUGACGACUGCGACGCUAUUUAUUUUAUACUUUGAGAAUUUUGUGAUCUAUCUUGGACAUUUAUCAAUUGUUGGUCUUAUAUUCAUAUACUCGAUCUUCCGUUCCUAUGUCGAGAGGGAGCAAAAAAAGAGUCCUACAUUGGACGAUGUGGUGCACUGUCUAACUACCGUCAGCGUUCGUGCCGAUAUGCUUCUUUUCCCUGUGAGCUCCCUGAACCUGAGCUCUACAGACCUGCGCAGGCUCCUGUUCACAACGAUUUUUCUUUCCCCGGGCUACAUCUUGGUCUGCUACCUCAUCUUUCCACCAAAAACACUCUUGCUGAUACUUGUGAUUUUCUUCCUAACAUACCACUCCUCGUGGUCAAGGGUGACGAGAAAACUACUCUGGCGGUCGUCCAUGGUGAGAGCGUUCUGCUUUUACAACACAGGCUUAAUUUUCGAGUCCGGAAACAACGAAAAGAGCUCGCUUUUCAAGACUGCCAUGAACAAGACCAACAAGAAGCUAAGAGAGGUCACCAGGAAGGCUGGAGGCAAAAAUAGCGGACCGGUGAGGUUUACAUAUGUUCUCUAUGAGAACCAGAGACGGUGGCUUGGAGUCGGAUGGACUCCAAACCUGCUCAGCUACGAAAGAACUCCUUGGACUGACGAGUUCCUCAACGAAGCCGAGUCGCCUGAAAACUUUGAGCUUCCGCAACUCAACGACGAUUCCGGUAUGUACUGGAGGUGGAUCGACAAGACUUGGAGACUGGACCUCACGAACGACGGAGCGUUGCAGCUGCCUUCCUCCAAAUACAAGACCACAGCCGACCCCAAGCCGGACGAGGGUUUUAUCUAUUACGACAACACAUGGAAGAACCCGUCCACCGAAGAUUCGUUCAGCAAGUACACGCGGCGCAGGAGAUGGAUUCGUACAGCAGAGCUGGUUUCUCCAGGCGACGACAGCUCUACAGAAAGUGCCUCGUUGCCGCCUUCGGCUUCUGAGACCGUAGGGCUGACUCUUCCAAAAUCAACCUCGAUCUCUGACGUGCAGAGUAUCAAUGCAAGUGGUAAUAUCAGCACGAGUGCAGAUGCCUCUCCGGAUUCCGCAGGAACCGCCAAGAAACGCAAGAGUCUACGGUUCGAUGCUACUUCGACGGUGUACGAGGAUAAGGUGUCUGAUUUGAAAAACGCUGAGGAGACACCUGAAGGUGGUGCCGCAGACAAGAAGGAAGAAUAA
Ogataea haglerorum is the source of this 1566-nucleotide messenger RNA. RefSeq lists its product as uncharacterized. Bases 1 to 1566 code for a protein of 521 amino acids. Gene Ontology annotation, cellular component: peroxisomal membrane. The record is from RefSeq and is a predicted model, not a curated record. The transcript has a single exon. Gene Ontology annotation, biological process: peroxisome organization. Lineage: Eukaryota; Fungi; Ascomycota; Pichiomycetes; Pichiales; Pichiaceae.